This is a messenger RNA of Arvicanthis niloticus (Nile rat), 1610 nucleotides long. RefSeq names its product zinc finger protein 239 (gene Znf239). NCBI's taxonomy places the organism in Eukaryota, Metazoa, Chordata, Mammalia, Rodentia, Muridae. The record is from RefSeq and is a predicted model, not a curated record.
UCGCCCACGCUCAAGUCUGUUUCCACAUCAAGCAGUCCACAUGGAUGAGAAACCUUACAAGUGUGACAAGUGCGGGAAGGGCUUCACCAGGAGCUCAAGUCUGCUUGUCCAUCAUUCCGUCCAUACGGGUGAGAAACCUUUCAAAUGUGACAGGUGUGGGAAGGGCUUCAGUCAGAGCUCAAAGCUGCACAUCCACCAGAGAGUCCACACCGGAGAGAAGCCGUAUGAGUGUGAGGAGUGUGGUAUGAGCUUCAGUCAGCGCUCAAACCUGCAUAUCCACCAACGCGUCCACACGGGAGAGAGGCCCUACAAGUGCGGGGAGUGUGGAAAAGGCUUCAGCCAGAGUUCGAACCUCCACAUCCACCGGUGCACCCACACUGGAGAGAAGCCCUACCAGUGCUAUGAAUGUGGAAAGGGCUUCAGCCAGAGCUCAGACCUUCGAAUCCACCUCAGAGUGCACACUGGGGAAAAGCCCUACCACUGUGGCAAGUGUGGGAAGGGCUUCAGCCAGAGCUCCAAACUCCUCAUCCAUCAGAGAGUCCACACGGGAGAGAAGCCGUACGAAUGCAGCAGGUGUGGAAAAGGUUUCAGUCAGAGCUCCAACCUCCACAUCCACCAGCGGGUUCACAGAAAGGAGCCUCAUUAAGUAACAUGAGCCCACUCAGGAGUUCAGAAAGCUUUUAUUGCAAAGAUAAAUAUUUUUCAUAGUUGAGUGUGCAUAUCUGAGGUAGAACGCUUACCAGCACGUAUAAGACCGUAAGUUUGAGCUCUGGUACCUGCCUCCCACAGUUUCCAGCGUAAUACUUUGUGUGUGUAGGAAUGUGUGUUCAUGCAGAGAGGGGUGCAUGUGUUGUGCUGGUGUGUGCAUGCAUGUGUGCACGCGUGUGGAGGUCAGAAGACAUCUCAAGUGCUCAGAUGCCUAUCACAUUUUUGUGUGAGACUGGGGAUUUGUGUGUCAGUCGUGGUAUGGAAUAUCACCAAGUAAGCUAUGCUAGAGUCCCAUGAAUCUACCUGUCUCCACUUCACAACUCACCAUGGCUAAGAUUACAGGUGUGUGCCACCACACCUAACGUUUUCAUGUGUGUUUUGUCUCGAGCUUCCUAGACAAGAGCUUUGCUGGGUGAGCUGUCUCCUAGGGCCCCACUUUAAUACUUUUAACUGUGUAUUCCUCAAAGGAAAAAAAUAGUAAGGGUUAUUCUAAUAUAGCCCCUCACAGAAGAAAUCAAUCCUUCAUUUAAAGUAUCCGAGGCCCCAGCACGUUUUAUGUUAUACAAUGAAUGGAUUACUCUGGUUCCUCAUAUGGGUGGAGUGUAAUGCAAUUCUGUUUUCUGAGUUCGAGCCCAGCCUGGUCUACAGAGUGAGUACCAGGACAGCCAGGGCUACACAGAGAAACCCUGUCUCAGGGAAAACAAGAAAACAAAAACCAAAAAACAACCUGGGAUGCAAUCCUGCCAGUGUUGUUAGUAUAUUCCACAAUUUUACCUGCAAGAACUCUGUAUUUCUCCAAACACAGCAUGGCUCCCUUCAUUCAUGUUCUCUGAGAAAUUAGAAGUCAUGUUCCUUCUGAAAUUACGUGCCUUGUUUUUCAUAUUCCCUUUAAGUCCCUAAAU